AUGUGCCAUACAGAGGACGAAGAGCAUUUAGCACAACUUGAGACUGAAUUCCUUACGACACUCUCUCUGUCCCAUGCCCAUCAGCCCGAAAGGCCGGGCGGGCCCGGGGCGGGCCGGGGGCGGGCCGGGGCGGGGCGGGCCCGCCGGGCGGCCGAGCUCGGAGCGCGGGUGGCGCUGGUGGAGCCGCAGCGCCUCGGCGGCACCUGCGUCAAUGUUGGAUGUGUGCCAAAGAAGGUGAUGUGGAACACGGCGGUCCACGCGGAGUUUGUCCACGAUCACGCUGACUAUGGCUUUGAAACUGCGGGGGUCAAGUUCAACUGGAGGACCAUCAAGGAGAAGCGUGACGCGUACGUGCGGCGCCUCAAUGACAUCUACGAGAACAAUGUGAAGAAGGCUCACAUUGACAUCAUCCGGGGCUAUGGCAAGUUCACCGCUGAUCCCGAGCCAACCAUCGCAGUAAAUGGGAAGAAGUACACGGCUCCUCACAUCCUGAUAGCCACGGGAGGGCGCCCGGCCGUGCCUGCCGACAGCGAAAUUCCUGGUGCCAGUCUGGGGAUGACCAGUGACGGCUUCUUUGACCUGGAGGAGCUGCCCAGGCGCAGCGUCGUUGUGGGGGCCGGCUACAUCGCGGUGGAGAUGGUGGGGAUCCUCUCCACGCUGGGCUCCAAGUCCUCCCUGCUCAUCCGCCACGACAAGGUGCUGCGGACCUUUGACUCCCUGAUCAGCUCCAACUGCACCCAGGAGCUGGAGAACACGGGGGUGGAUGUCUGGAAGCACACACAGGUCAAAAAGGUCACCAAGUCUCCACGGGGGCUGCUGGAGGUGACAGUGGCCUCGGUGGCACCCGGCCACAAGCCGAGGGAGGAGGUGAUCCGGGACGUGGACUGCCUGCUGUGGGCCGUGGGGCGGGAGCCCAGCUCCGACGGGCUGGGCCUGGACCGAGUGGGCGUGCGGGUGGACCCCAAGGGCCACGUGCUUGUGGAUGAGUACCAGAACACCACCAGGAGAGGGAUCUAUGCCGUGGGGGAUGUCUGUGGCAGAGCCCUCCUCACGCCAGUGGCCAUCGCGGCUGGCAGGAAGCUGGCCCACAGGCUCUUCGAGGGCAAGCAGGACUCCCGGCUGGACUACGAGAACAUCCCCACGGUCGUCUUCAGCCACCCGCCCAUCGGCACCGUGGGGCUCACUGAAGAGGAGGCCGUGGCCACGCAUGGGAAGGACAACGUGAAGAUCUACAACACGUCCUUCACGCCCUUGUACCACGCUGUCACCCAGAGGAAGGUGAAGUGUGUCAUGAAGCUGGUGUGCGCUGGCAGGGAGGAGAAGGUGGUGGGAUUGCACAUGCAAGGGCUGGGCUGUGACGAGAUGCUGCAGGGCUUUGCCGUGGCCAUCAAAAUGGGCGCCACCAAGGCCGACCUGGACAACACCGUUGCCAUUCACCCCACUUCUGCCGAGGAGCUGGUGACACUGCGCUGAGCCUGCGGGCACCCACGCCCCGGGGGUGGCAUGAAACUGUUUCCCGUGUUUUCCAAAGUGCCUUUCUGCUGGGCGGGUGCCUGCAGGGUGUGUCUGUAAGGUGGCUGUGGCUUGCUGUGCAGUGGGAAGUAAACACUUUGAUGCUG
Molecule: messenger RNA, 1619 nt
Organism: Passer montanus (Eurasian tree sparrow)
Lineage: Eukaryota; Metazoa; Chordata; Aves; Passeriformes; Passeridae
Gene: GSR
Product: glutathione-disulfide reductase
Exons: 14
Coding region: 1-1473 (490 amino acids)
Biological process (GO): cellular response to oxidative stress; glutathione metabolic process; cell redox homeostasis
Cellular component (GO): mitochondrion; cytosol
Molecular function (GO): NADP binding; glutathione-disulfide reductase (NADPH) activity; flavin adenine dinucleotide binding
Source: RefSeq, a predicted model, not a curated record